Messenger RNA from Bacidia gigantensis, 888 nucleotides. RefSeq lists its product as uncharacterized. The record is from RefSeq and is a predicted model, not a curated record. The coding region runs from base 1 to 888 and encodes 295 amino acids. The transcript is spliced from 2 exons. NCBI's taxonomy places the organism in Eukaryota, Fungi, Ascomycota, Lecanoromycetes, Lecanorales, Ramalinaceae.
AUGAAGGAAUCUGGGUCCCGAGAGGGGGAAAGUAAUGAUCUUGAGAAAACUAGUCGUUCGAGGAGCUCGAACGUUGGCUCAUCCCCGACAUCAGAGACAGUGAUUGAAGAGAAGAGUAUGGAUGUGACAGAGCCAUAUCACAGCGGAGAUAUGGAGGUCCACCAGGAGCGCAAAGCAUCUACAGCACAAUUCGUCCCUGGCGCAGAUCCCGUAUCUGCUGAAAGGCAGUCAUAUCUGUUGGAUCCAGCUUCAAGUCCGCCAGUACGGCCCAAGAAUUUGCGAUCCAGAAACAGUCGAUCGCAAUCGGCUUCACUUCCAGGUGAGCCGCAACACGCACGAUCUCCAAGAUGCUCGCCAUCUAUUCAACCUGCAACAUUCCCACCAUGUCAAGCAUCUACACUGUCUCUGUCAUCUGCACCAUUUGACCCAUAUAUACCAUGUACAGCCCCAUGUGUCAAUAGUCAGCAUACUUCAUGGCCGGGCUAUGCGGCUGCGAAUGACAGAGAGCGGCCGCAGACCAUUGGCGACCCUCCUACGUCGAGCUACGAACAAAUGCGCCCGGCACCAUGUCCUCAAUACUUCAACCAAGAAUAUUAUUCGGAGUGCCAGGAGUGGAAAACGCAGGUAGAGUACGUGAGUCCCUGUAUGACUACUACGACAGAGGAGCAAAGACGGACUCUGAAUAACAUGUCACAUAUAUAUGGCCCGGUGCCUUUCAUCCCGCUCCAUCACAGGAUGUACAGAACUCCCAACCACGUCCGCAAUCUCAUAGUUAUGGUGCCUUUCAUCCCGCUUCACCACAAGAAGUACAUGAAUCCUACAUGUAUCCUCCUCUUGUUUAUAGUUUCCACGGGAGACGCUACGAUGAAACACAAAUUUGGGGUAUGA